Symbiodinium necroappetens is the source of this 414-nucleotide messenger RNA. NCBI's taxonomy places the organism in Eukaryota, Dinophyceae, Suessiales, Symbiodiniaceae. The record is from the annotation of a GenBank genome assembly.
AUGUGUGCCCUCUUUAACCUCUUGGAAGAAGUUGAAGAAAGGGAUGUGCCAUUGAGCCAUGCUGCCUCCGGCUGGCUCGCCUCUGUGGCUCGGGGCGUUGCGGCGCUGCAGGCUUCCGGCAGCCCUUUUGCUUUGCAGCAGGUGGGGACGCACCUGGAUUUCCUUGGACCGCAGGAGUUGAAAGACCCGAGCUUGGAGGGGUCGCCGGCUAGCAUCGGAUCCUGGGAGCUAAGCGUCUACUGCAGCACCCGGGAGUCAAGAAGCUUUUCCGUCGCGGUGGUGUUCGGUGUCGGGUUCCCGAAACGGUCCAAGAGUGAGACAAGCACAUGUCGGAUGGAUGCGCUCUCGUCACCGACAUCACUCGUGAUGUCUCGGCAGCUUGUUCUGCAGAUAAGGAUAAGCGAAGUGGUUUGA